AUGGCCAUGCAUCCCCAAAGUCCUCAACCCAAUGCUCCUGCUUGCACCUUGGCAACAGAGACCGCUGUUCCCGAAGCAGCAGUGAUGACUGAACCUCCGGUGUCCAACACGGAGCUGGUGAUCCGGGAGCAGGACCGCCUGAUGCCGAUCGCGAACGUGGUUCGCAUCAUGCGCUGCGUGCUCCCUCCUCACGCCAAGAUCUCGGACGACGCCAAGGAGGUGAUACUGGAGUGUGUGUCCGAGUUCAUCAGCUUUGUCACCGGCGAGGCCAACGAACGGUGCCACACCGAGCACCGCAAGACCGUCACCGCCGAGGACAUCGUGUGGGCCAUGGACCGCCUCGGCUUCGACGACUACGUCUCGCCCCUCGACGCCUACCUCCAGCGCAUGCGCGAGUACGGGGGCUCAGGCCGCGGUGACCGCGCACGGCCGAGGGCACCCCGUGCGCCGUCUGUGGCCGCGCUCCACGGCGUGCAGAUGCACCCUGCCAUGCACCCGUACCCCGCUGCAGCGCAAGCAUACGCCGUUCGGCCCGUUCCCCUGAUUCGAGGCGUCAGCUCGGUGCCUCGCUUCGGCGGCCAGUACCAGAUGCUCGGUGGCGAGCGCUCCAUGGCUGCCUACUACGGAGGAUUCGCGCUGUUCGAAGACGGUGGAAGCAACGGAGGAGGCUGCGCCGACGAGGCAAGCUCAUCGAACGAGGAGCCACCAGCGACGGGCAUUGGCCAGCACCCGCAGUACCCAAACUAG
Messenger RNA from Phragmites australis (common reed), 747 nucleotides. RefSeq names its product nuclear transcription factor Y subunit B-9-like. The coding region runs from base 1 to 747 and encodes 248 amino acids. Gene Ontology annotation, cellular component: nucleus; CCAAT-binding factor complex. The transcript has a single exon. NCBI's taxonomy places the organism in Eukaryota, Viridiplantae, Streptophyta, Magnoliopsida, Poales, Poaceae. The record is from RefSeq and is a predicted model, not a curated record. Gene Ontology annotation, biological process: regulation of transcription by RNA polymerase II. Gene Ontology annotation, molecular function: DNA-binding transcription activator activity, RNA polymerase II-specific; RNA polymerase II cis-regulatory region sequence-specific DNA binding; protein heterodimerization activity.